AUGGCGGCGAAGUCACAGGCAGGGAGCAAUGAACGCGAAGGCAAGAGUUCGUCGGUGCUAGCAAGAUCCGCGUUGGGGCCUGACGAUGAAGAGUGUUCAGUGGAAGUGCAUCAUGGGGGAUUUUUCUAUGGGUCUGGUGUGGACCAGGUGUACCUGGAUGGCAAGGUUGAUUGGUUUGAUCAUAUCACAGUGGAGUACUGGUCUUUUUAUGCAGUAGAUGAGAUAUUAGUGGUGCUAGGUUAUGAUCUGGGUGUCCCGGCAUUUAAGGUCAAGAACUAUGUGGUUUACAUGGAUCAUUACAAUACAAUUGAUAGCAAGGAGGACAUUGUGUUCAAUCCAAUUGCAACCUUACCCAAAGUCAUUAGUCCUACAAAGGUGCCUAUCCCUCCUAGUACAAAUGCUGAUGAUGGUGAUGAUAGCGAAGGAAGUUCAGAAGUGGAUUUUGUUGACAGUGACUAUGAAGUUGAUGAUGAUCAUGAUGACCUAUUUUGUGAUAAUGUUGAUGAAGGAGUGGUUGAUGAGGGUGCAGCAAAGGGCAUAAUAGUCAGAGCUGGGAGCAAAAGAAAUGCCCCAACUGGCACAUACAAGGACUAA
Molecule: messenger RNA, 594 nt
Organism: Miscanthus lutarioriparius
Lineage: Eukaryota; Viridiplantae; Streptophyta; Magnoliopsida; Poales; Poaceae
Source: the annotation of a GenBank genome assembly